Molecule: messenger RNA, 6614 nt
Organism: Psylliodes chrysocephalus
Lineage: Eukaryota; Metazoa; Arthropoda; Insecta; Coleoptera; Chrysomelidae
Source: the annotation of a GenBank genome assembly
UUUAUGUUAUUUAUGAACUAUUAUCGAUAUGAGAAAUGAGAUGGAAAUGAGUAACAAAAAAUGAAUACUGAAAAAUUACAACAAAAGAUUUAUAAAAAACAAAUUUCAUAAUCUUAAACGUUUUCAGCGGGAGCUCUAUAAAUAGAUAAAAAUUACCUCUUCCUAGCUCACUGAAAUUGUUACAUCAGGCGCUGGAUUGUCUCUGAUCAGGCCCAGUUCAUCAUUAUAAAUUAUAAUACUCGUGAUUCUAAUAUCAAAUGUGUGGGUCGCAAGACUACAAUCAGUACAAUUUGUUAUGCCCACUUCUUUCAAGAUUGGAGCUUUGAACUUUUAUAUGCUCCCCGCAUGUUUACAUUUUUAAUAAGCACGUGGUGUGUAAAUGUAUCAUCAGGAAGCUUUACGUCAUAUGAGCGGAGAAUAUAUAAAAUAAUCACAUUGAACAUAUGAUAUUGUAGAAUUAUUACACCACAUUACAUUUUAGUGAAGUUUCUGUGUAAAGAAAAGUCAUGGGAAAGUACAAUCUUGGGAUUGAUAUAGGAACAACUUCAGUAAAAGUGUGUAUUGUUAACACUGAAACCAAUGAAGUAGAUGCACAACAUAUUAAAGAAACCCAGUCAAAUAUACCAAGUGACACUGGACCAGGUGGCAAUAAGCAAGAUGUUACAAAGAUCAUAUCUGCUUUAAAUCUCUGUGUUUCAAAAUUGCCGAAACAAUUACUUCAGGAGGUAUCAAAAAUUGGAAUAUGUGGUCAAAUGCAUGGAAUAAUGUUUUGGAAGAAUGAGAACGAAAAGAAAGCUUGGGAAAUACUCGAAAAGGACACAUCAGUCAGAUAUGAUGUAACCCAGAACAGAGUGUCAGCUCUUUACACAUGGCAAGAUAACAGAUGUGAUCCAAAUUUUUUGACAACUCUACCUGUUCCCGAAUCCCAUUUAAAUAUUUCUACAGGAUUCGGUCUUGCUACAAUGUUUUGGAUGACAAAAAACAAACCAGAAAAAUUAAAAAAAUAUAACUGUUCGGGUACUAUAGCAGAUUUUGCUGUGGCUAUGCUUUGCAAUCUCGACAAACCAGUUAUGUCUUAUCAGAUGGCAGCUAGUUGGGGUUAUUUUAAUUGUCGAACAUCCACCUGGAAUUCAAACCUUUUGAAAGAAGCAAAUUUUCCAAUUGACCUUUUGCCUGAAGUUAGUUCUAGUGGAAGCAUUGCGGGAAGAUUGGCAGGUUGUUGGCAUAGUAUACCGCAGGAAACGCCCGUAGGUGUAGGUAUGGGAGAUUUGCAAUGUUCUGUUUUAUCGACAGUGGAAACACUACAGGAUGCAGUAUUAAACAUAUCCACUUCGGCACAAUUUUCAUUUGUCAUUGAAGACUAUGUCCCAAGUGAAAGUCCUCCAGAUGUUCUUCCAUUGUAUUACUGGCCUUAUUUUAAUAAACAAUAUGUCGCAGUUGCUGCUUCCUUGAAUGGAGGUAAUACGUUAGCCACUUUUGUAAGAAUGUUGCAGCAGUGGGUUAUGGAUUUAGGUUUUAGUGUACCACAAUCUAAAGUCUGGGACAAAUUAUUAGCGCUUGGAAUAGAAAAUUCAGCCGUAUCUGAUUUAACUAUUCAACCGACAUGUCUUGGUGAAAGAUAUAAUCCAGAUUUAGCAGCAUCUGUUACAAACAUCCAUGUUGGAAAUCUUGGAUUAGGGCAGCUCUUUAGAGCAUUGUGUAGAGGAAUGAUCGAAAAUUUGCACAGCAUGAUACCCCGAGAAGUAUUACAGAAUGCAGGAAUUAAUAGGAUUGUAGGUAAUGGAUCUGGUUUAUCUAGAAACAAAAUAUUACAGAAAGAAGUUCAACAACUUUAUCAAUUGCCAUUGGUAUUUACAAGCGGUGGUGAUGCAGCCAAAGGUGCCGCUUUAGCUGUUCAUCUCUAUUCCAAUUAGAAAAAUUACUCAUUUAAUGCUCCCUUGUAAGAGUUUGUGCACUUAAAAGCAACAAAGAGUUACAAAAUUUGAUGUCGGUGUAUGAAGAUGUUUUUUAAACGUUUUUUCUUGUUAACAUUGUUAACAAUAUUCAGCUAUAUACUCAUACCAGUAAAUUAUUAAAUCUAUGAUAUAAAUACAAAUUUGUCACGUAUUUAGCACUUUGGUGGUUCAACUUCCCUUUCGGACGGAAUUUCCAAAAAAUCAUUCCUACAAGUGCCUGUUAUAUAUAAAAAAGAUUGUUCCAUCUCAAUUUCACGUUCUUAAAAACUAAGUUGAUGAAUCGGUAUACAAGAUACUGCAUAAUUUUUACAAUUAAGGAAGAAAUAUUACAGAAUAAAUUAAUCAAAAAAUAAUAUAAAGCAUCAUUAAAAAUAAUAAAGAUGUAGUCAAAAUCCGGUGUAUCCGGAAGUGAUUUGAAGUUACUUUAUAGUGUCCUUGAUAUCGCCAACCGACGGUUUAUGUACUGCACUAUCAGUAGUUUGACCUUUGUGGCAUUUUCGCUAUUUUUUUCUUUUGUUUUAUUUUGAGUUCGUCGUAUUUUUCAUUUCCAACUUUUUUUUUGUCGAUUCUCUCCAUUUAUUGAUCUUCCCAUUUUCUUCUUGCCUGCAAUAUUGUCACAAGGUGAGGCCAAUCCAUCUCCUUACAAAAUAUUUUACAUUAAUGAUACUUAGCCAUUUUUAAUGUUUCAGAGUCAAUUUGGAUUUAAAAAAUGUAACUUUGUUUUCAUUUGAAUGUAUCAGAUUUAUUGUGUUGUUUAUUUUAGGUAUAUUAGGUCUUCUACGCAUUUAGGUCUUCGGCCUUCAAGAAAAUUGCCAUUUUAAAUAGAAUUAAGGCUUAACAAAUAUAUAUUUAUCUUCAUUUUUUAAACGUAUAGCACUUGGUCGAGGAACAGAUCUUGCCAAAUAAAAGCUUUACAAUUAACAUCAUGUUACUGUUUUGUUACAAUCCUGUGAUAGAUAAGUCGUCCAAAUGCCAUAUAUCAUCUAUUCCAAUUGGAGACAUCGGAAUGAAAAGUGGACAAAAACCAGAGAACGAAAACUGUACAUAUCCGGAUUUAGCCACUUAUCACUCCCAUUUCUUACUUAUAUCAGAUAUAGAUUUAUCAAAGUGGACUCUAUUAGCCAAUAAAUUAAGUGAUAUGGCCUGUUUUUAUUUUAAACGAUGUGUUCAUAUUUUUGGGCAAAACUGAAAUUUGUUUUUGUCCACUCCUCAUUAUCGUGCUUUCAAUUACAUUUUUAGAUCUAUUAGGGAGCUUUAGAUAUUGAUAAUUUUGUUAAUAAAUGAGAAUGCUAUUAAAAAUACAGGGUAAUGUUCAAUAUAAUGUUUAAGCAAUGAAAUUGUAUCUAGAGUUAAAUUUUAAUGUUCUUUAGUAACUUGUAAGCUAGCUCGAAACUAGAAGAAAACAGUAUUUUAGAAAUAUACCAAAAACUAGUUGUCAUUUUUAUGACAGUCCUAAAUCCCAAUGUGCAGAUUCGUGAUUUAUUUUCUUAUGACCAUUUAUUAUUAAAGUGUCCAACGAAUUAACGAAAGCAUAAGUUUCAGACCGGGGCACUUAGACAUAUUACAAGAAAUAUUAAACCCUCCACUAAUUUCGCCGUCUUUUUUCUCUCAAACGUUUUAAGUAAUUAUGACCAAGUUUUGGUUUAUUUGAAAAUAAGCCACAAAUCUGCACGUUGGCUCUAGAACUAACACAACAAGCGUAAGAAAAUGUUAUUGACUCGUUGAGGAUAGUGAAUUUAUCGUUUUCUACUAUAAAUUUUAACAAAUAUUCAGCAAAUCCUCUUUAUGCAACUUGUCGAAAAGAUAUAUUAAGAAAAAUGAAUUGUAUGUAUCUAAAGAUUUAAUUGGAAAAUUUCAAAGUUCGUUAAUAAUAUUCAGCCAAUUCUAUAAUAUAUCUGUUCGAUGACCAGGUACAUACUAAAUCCAAAGACAGCAUAAAAUACUCACUAAAAAUUAUUUAUUGUUAUUCAAGACUGACAUAUUUUUAUUUGGAGAUGUUUAGUGUGUACACCAUUUCCAGUCUCCUUAAAUUUUUAUUUAUUUUAUCUUGUUUAAUUAACGACACCAAUCUUACUAAACAUUUCGCUACUGUCAACACUGACUUUUAGUUGUGGUGAUUUGUGCUUGCUCGAUAGAUAUAUUGAUAUCAGAUCUUUUUAAAUUUCCUAUUUUGCCAGUCAUAUAACUCACGCCAAUAUCAGUCCAGUCUCAAAAAGCCCAAGCCUAAACGUCCACAUGUUUAAUUAUAGCUUCAUGUACCUCAAAUUAUUUGUAAAUAUUUUGUCGAAAUUAGAAAAAUUUCUGUGUGCAAAUCUAUGUUAGAAGGUUCCUUAUUGCAGAUAUUACAAUAACUGACGAAUAAAGCAAAAUAAAGAUAGAGGCUUAAUUAUAUUUGGGCGUUUAACUGCGCCUCGAUAACAAGGAGUGGAUAUUGCGGUCCGCUGUCGACGAUGUAUUAUUAUAUUCAAUUGCAUUGGAAAGUUAACGUACUGUAUAUGGAUCAGACAAAGAUCAUUCAAAGAAUGGUUUAAUAAAAUACCAGUCCAGGAUCAUUAUCGAGGGUUAUAAUAAAACAAAACAGAAAUUAGCAUCUGGAUGGAAUCAGGACUCGUAAUGGGUCAUAGCCAUCUAAACAAACACCUGAAGAUUAUGGAAAUGUGUCUAAAUAGGUAUUCCAAUUUCUUGGGAGUUGUCAUGAAUAGCACAUGUCUGGCGAAAUCUGACAAUGUUCGAUGUGUUUUUGUUUAACAGUAUACGGGAUUGUGUUUUGGAGGUGGUAAAAUGAACCGUGCUUUUAUCCUCUGAUUGGUGAUAACCUUUGGGAAGAAGUUAUGACUUAUGUUCGGAUGCCGAGCUCUCUGCAAGCAUAUAUUGGCAACUAAGUUAUUUGACGGUCGUAGCUUACCCUCAACAAUGAACUAGUAAAACGUAAAACUUCGUAUACACCACGAAUAUUGCUUCAGGUUUAUAUCUUUUGGUGACUCCUAAAACAGUCAUCUCAAAGUACGUAUAAACAUCUACACAAUGCCAUUAGUACAUAAAUAAUAAUAUACUUCAUAAGAUCUAGUCAUCACGAUUUCCUAAAUUAAAUAACAUUUUCUUCGAAUUGUCAGUAUUAUUUUAAUAUAGAAACCAAAGAAUCGAAUAUAAGUGUGAAUCAAAAUAAGUAAAAAUUUGAAAUUAAAAAUUGUAAACGUAGAAAAGGACGUAUAUAUCAAUAGUUUUGGCACAAAAUAUAAGGUUCUAUAUAUUUUGUAUUUCUUUGACAUUAGUGUUUUAAUGUCCGAUGCAUUACAAUGUAUUGUGAGUUAAAAAUUAGAAAAAUAAUUUAUAAUUUGUUUGGACGGAUCCCUAAGCCUGGAAUAGUUCGCAUUUUUCAAAACCAAAGUAUUUACCGUGCUAUAUAGUUGAAUGUGAAAAAAGAAUACGUUGUCUAAAUCUCCCGAAAAGUGGAGAACUAAGAAUUUUUAUCCGAUAAAAAUCCGAAAGAUUGAUAAGAUAAAAUACAUAGUAGGGGUUUCCAUGAGAAAAUUAAAGCGCUAAUUUCGUAUUUCAAAGAGUACAGUAUCGCAGAAAUUAGCAAGAAAUGGUCAGACGUAAGAAAGACGAAAGUAUCUAAAUAUAUCCCAAAUCAAUAAGUACGGUUACCAAGAUGCUGUCAACUAAAGCUGAUAUAUUUUGCAAAUGAGAAUCAUUGUUAUGUACGAUAAAAAAUACUUUACAUUUGCAAACUUGAAAAUCAAAGGGAACGAUGGUUUUUAUACGAACAAAGUAGAAGAGUACCCAAAAUAAUGUGAAAUAUAAAGUGCGAUUUCGACUAGAGCAAUAUGUAGACCUUAUGCAGAGCGAAUAAGGGCGAAGCUGUAGAUUUAGAAAGUUAUAUUAAUAAUAUUAAUAACUGCCUCACUAACUUAGUUGAUUUUGUACACCAACAUCACGUUGGAGACGAUAAUAUGUUUUGCACGACUUAUAUCGUCUUGAUAUUGUAUAAAAUCAAGUCAAAAUUGGUUUCAACCAAAAUUUACCUCAGGCCCGCUCAAUAUAAAUAUUUUUGGACCCUUUUAUCGCGCAAUGUGUUUGAUGGAGGGUGGCAAGCCGAAAAUGAACAACUACGGUGUAGAAUUUUUAGAUAGAUAUUCGAAAUAUAUGUUCAAGUUGUCCAAGGUCUAACGAGUAAUGUUCGCAGAAAAUUGUGUUCAAUCAUUUAGUUUAAGUCAAUAAUUUUGUUAGGUACUAGGUUUUAAAAAAAAUUUAUUGCAAAAAUGUACGAUUAAAUAUUUUGUAAAAAAACUGUUGGGAUAUACGUUAGUAUGUAUAUAUCAGGGAUUAAAUAAGUUUAUUCCCGCGGUAUAUAAGAAAUUUUUUGCACUUCUUAGACAAGUAAAAAAAAAGAAUUGUGUUAUUCUCUUCUUUUUAAUAAAACGUUUUUGACUCUUAGGAUUAAAUGUGACACUGAAGUGAGUGAUUAAAAUAGCUUUUUUUUGAAGGGGUUGCAACAACGUUCAUUACAAUUUAUGCGCCUAACAGCAUGAGAAUAUGAUCUGUCUAAAUGACAUGACCUUUAAAUUAUGCCCAGUCUAUUAAAGUUAUGGAAUCAUUAGCUACUGAGAGUUUUAACAACCGUACAUUAGUCUACAAAAUGCAAAAAAAUAGUUUCCA